AUGCGUGGCGAUGAUUUCUCAAUCUCACAGCUGGCCGUUCCAGCGGUCAGUGUGCUGAUCGGCUUCCUCGCCUACACAUCCCAGUACUUCUUUUGGCGGUUUGAGUCGGCACCACUCCAAAAUGACGAAAUUUGGAAAAUCAACAUCUUCGCUUCGUGUAUCUGGAUUUGCUACUACAGGGCAUGCUAUGUAAAUCCUGGUCGGUUGCCUCUGGAGAAAAAAUCAGCAAAUGCCGAUCAGAAGGAGAAAGACCAGGCUACGGGUCGGCAGCGAUGGUGCCGCAGAUCACAUCUUCUCAUUUUGUUCGUUAUCAACAGCUUUACCGUUUUUGCCCUCUUCAUUCUCCUUGUCCGAAGUCUAUACUCGCUUGCCUUCAAUAUGACAUUUAUUGAGUCUUGGGAGAUUGAGCGACACGAGACUCUCGUCCGGCGAGCCCACGUCCUGGGUGGACAUCUUGAUGGACCGGGUGGGAUCAAGGUCCGAAUCAACAAACAUGAGUUUCCUUAUGAUAUUGGAAUUUGGGCCAACAUCAGAGAGGGAAUGGGAGGAAGUGCAAAUAUCUUGAGCUGGUUCUGGCCACUGGCUGCCAGCCCCGACCGUAGCACUGGCUGGGAGUUUGAAACGAAUGGCUUUGAAGAUCCUGGAUCUUCGUGGCCCCCACCCGACCCUGAUCGUAUUCCUUGGCCAGUGAAUCGAACUGACCCUCAUGACGGGCCUCUUCAGGCGUAUUCAUCCGCCCGAGACACCGUUGAAGCAUUCAAACGCCGUCAAGAAAAUGAUAUCGAUCGUCGCAGACCGUUUUCCGACGUCCAACGACGCAAGCGAUUUCACGAUCGCAUUCAACAAGAUAAUUACGAGAGUGAUGAAGGUCGGGGACCUGGACCCGUGUAUGGCGAUGAUUCUGACGAAGGCGAGGAGUCCUGGCGAAAUGCUGAAGGGGAGCGCCUUGGCGACUUUGGCGUCGACGAAGACGUGGAGUUCUACGACGACGAUAUUCCUUUGGCUGUUCUCAUGCAGCGGCGAAAGCAGCAACAGUGA
Molecule: messenger RNA, 1038 nt
Organism: Penicillium verhagenii
Lineage: Eukaryota; Fungi; Ascomycota; Eurotiomycetes; Eurotiales; Aspergillaceae
Gene: pfa4
Product: putative palmitoyltransferase with autoacylation activity Pfa4
Exons: 4
Coding region: 1-1038 (345 amino acids)
Source: RefSeq, a predicted model, not a curated record